Maylandia zebra (zebra mbuna) is the source of this 2190-nucleotide messenger RNA. RefSeq names its product aminolevulinate, delta-, synthase 2 (gene alas2). The record is from RefSeq and is a predicted model, not a curated record. Gene Ontology annotation, cellular component: mitochondrial matrix; mitochondrion. NCBI's taxonomy places the organism in Eukaryota, Metazoa, Chordata, Actinopteri, Cichliformes, Cichlidae. Gene Ontology annotation, biological process: erythrocyte development; hemoglobin biosynthetic process; heme biosynthetic process. Gene Ontology annotation, molecular function: 5-aminolevulinate synthase activity; pyridoxal phosphate binding.
CCGCAGACACCUCUGAUGGGUGGGAACUGAGCUGAUUGCAUAAUGCGCCUCAACAUCUGACCAGUAACUGUUGACACUUACUGACCCUCUGCCUAUUUGCUGUUUGGAAGUUCGUCCUCAGUGCAGGUCAACAGAGUAAGAACAGCUUCAGUAUCAUGGCUGCCUUCCUCCAUCACUGCCCCUUCCUCAAGUUGGCUCCAAAGCCGGCUUUAAGGAGAACCGGAGCCUCCUUGCUGUCUCUUGCGAAUCACUGCCCCCUCAUCGCUCGUCAGAUCACCGUGAGCGGCCCGGGCUCUCUGGAAGCCAAGCUGAACGUCUCGGCCCCCAAACCCCAGGAUCAACAGCUUCCCACAGCUGAACAAAGGAGGCUCUUUGCUCAAACUGCUACUCAGGUGGCUGUGUCCGUAUCAAAGGGAUGCCCUUUUGUCAGCUCCCAGAUUGGAAUGGUCCGAGCCAGCCCUGAAGUACAGGAGGAUGUUCAAGAAAGUGGUUUGAUGGCUUCUCUGAAAGGUGUAAAGGAUUCUGCGUGCCCAACUUCAGCUCAACCCAACAGUGUUACCCACCUCCUCAAAGACAACAUGGCUGGCCCCAGCUAUGACUAUGAUCAGUUCUUCAUGGAGAAGAUUGCUGUGAAAAAGAAGGACCACACAUACAGAGUCUUCAAGACAGUGAACAGGAGUGCUGAGGUCUUCCCGUUUGCUGAGGAUUACUCCAUUUCUGGGCGGGAAGGCUCCCAGGUGUCCGUCUGGUGCAGCAAUGACUAUCUAGGAAUGAGUCGGCACCCACGGGUCUUCAGCGCCAUCAGAGAUGCUCUGGACAAGCAUGGUGCAGGAGCUGGUGGGACGAGGAACAUUUCAGGCACCAGCAACUUCCAUGUGUCUCUGGAGAAGGAGCUUGCCGAGCUACACCAGAAAGAUGCAGCGUUGGUCUUCUCCUCCUGCUUUGUGGCAAAUGACUCCACCCUCUUCACUCUGGCUAAGAUGCUGCCAGGGUGCGAGAUCUACUCCGAUGCUGGGAACCACGCAUCCAUGAUUCAGGGCAUCAGGAACAGCGGAGCCAAGCGUUUCAUCUUCCGCCACAAUGACAGUCGACACCUGGAGGAACUGCUCCAACGCUCAGACCCUACGACACCAAAAAUAGUGGCGUUUGAGACUGUGCACUCAAUGGACGGUGCCAUAUGUCCUCUGGAAGAGCUGUGCGAUGUAGCCCAUCGUUACGGAGCGCUGACAUUUGUUGAUGAGGUUCAUGCCGUGGGCCUGUACGGAGCCCACGGAGCUGGAGUGGGCGAGAGAGACAACAUUAUGCACAAGAUUGACAUUGUUUCUGGAACCUUAGGUAAAGCCUUUGGCUGUGUGGGAGGCUACAUCGCCAGCAGCGCUGCCCUGGUGGACACAGUGCGCUCCUACGCAGCCGGCUUCAUCUUCACAACGGCCCUUCCCCCGAUGGUCCUGGCCGGAGCGCUGGAGUCUGUGCGGGUCUUGAAGAGUGAAGAGGGGCAGGCGCUCCGCAGAGCCCACCAGAGGAAUGUCAAACACAUGAGGCAGCUGCUCAUGGAUAAAGGCCUACCGGUGGUCAACUGCCCCAGCCACAUCAUCCCCAUUCGGGUGGGCAACGCUGAGCUGAACACCAAGGUGUGUGACAUCCUUCUGGAGAGGCACAACAUCUACGUACAGGCCAUCAACUACCCCACAGUGCCUCGUGGUGAGGAGCUGCUGAGACUGGCUCCAUCUCCUCAUCACAACCCCAAAAUGAUGGAGUACUUUGUGGGGAAACUGGUGGAUGUUUGGCAGGAAGCAGGUCUUCUGCUCAAUGGCCCGGCGACCGCUUCCUGCACCUUCUGUGACCGCCCACUGCACUUUGACCUCAUGAGUGAGUGGGAGAAGUCCUACUUUGGCAAUAUGGAACCACAAUACAUUACUGUGUAUGCAUAAUACCACAGUGAAUGUUUCAUCUCAGCUACAUGAGCAGUAUAUGCAUAAAUCUAAUGCUAUAUACAUCAUACAAUGCAAAAAGUCGUAGUAGAGGCACAGUGAAAACUACUUGUGUUUUGACAUUAUGUUUAAUUAUUCUCCAAUGGCAGCAGUGUGAACUAAAUUUCAGUAUUUAUAAUCACAUGUACUUCUGAGUGCUAAAUUGUGUUUGCCACCAUGGAUAUGAUUAAAGAUUUGUCUUCAUUUGAAAAGCAUAAAA